UGUGCAGAAGCCCCCGUUCACGUGACGCGCGCCGGGAGCGGAAACGCGCUUUGUGACCGGCAGGUCGUACAGAAGCGCACAGCUGACCGCGCUUUUCGGGACGGGCGGACGCUUCAAACGACACGCGGGUGUGAGCGAGCCUCCAGGUGCGACUGACCCGCCUCUGAAGCUGCGUGUCGGUGUGGGUGUGUGUUUCUCCCCGUGGUAAUGUGCAGGAGCGCCGCCGGGGGGAGGACGCUCUGUUCCGGGUGACACGUUUCGACUCGACGCGGCUUCAUGCAGGUGCCUCCAUCCACCUGUCUGGUACCCGGCACGCGCCUCAGCUCCUGCUAAUGAAUGGACUCGCGCUUGAAGAUGUCGCGUGCUGGUCACUUCAUGUAUUUUGCUUUUGGGAGUAACUUGUUGAAGGAGAGGCUGCAGCUGGCCAACCCCUCGGCGAUAUUCUGCUGCACUGGCCGCCUGAAGGACUAUGUGUUGAAGUUUGGCCUUUGGGAGCAACAUGUGGACAACCGCUGGCAUGGUGGAGUGGCCACCAUUGAGUUCUGUCCUGGAGAAGAGGUGUGGGGCGUGGUUUGGACUCUGAGCAAUGAAAAUCUCAUGAGCCUGGACAACCAGGAGGGAGUAAGCCAGGGGAUGUACUCUCCGCUGGAGGUCACCGUGGACACGGAUAACGGACCAGUAGUCUGCAGGACAUACCAGAUGAACCAUUUUCACACCUGCCCUCCCUCUCCUCAGUACAAACAGGUCGUGUGUCUAGGGGCCGAGCAGAAUAGUCUCCCGGUGGACUAUGUGAAGAGGCUGGAGGCCGUUCAGACCAACAAUUACAGCGGCCCUUCAAUCCUCGACCAAAUCAAAGGAGUCAUGAAGUAGGAGCAGCAGCAUCCACGUUCAGCCGAGAGUGUAGACGCUCACCGGGCAGCGAGCUCUCCAGAUGGCCCUUUCCAAAACAUACAGGAUUGUUGUUAUAGUUGCAGCAAUUUAACUGACUGCUUGCCUGGAGAGAAAUCAGCCGGAAGAGCCACAUCUUGCCUGUACACACACACACACACACACACAAUUAUAUGGGCACUGACACCACUCAUGAGCUGAAUUUAGUCACUCUUAUCACAUUUUUUUUUAUUUUGAUGACGUAUUGGCUCAAUAUAUUUUUAAGAGCUGUCACCAUGGAAGACCAUAAUCAAUGACGAUGAUUACAUGCACAUGAAAAUUCCCAUCAGUAUGUGGAAUACUCACCAAUAUUGUGGAUAAAUUCACCAGGAUAAUAUAUGUGGAGUACUGAUGUUAUCUCGUGGAGUAUUAAACAAAGAAAGACUGGAAAGUUGAGUCACAUAAAUGUGGAAGAGAUUGUUUUAGAGCAAAAUGUUUAUAGCAUAGCCCUGUUCUGAGGACUGGAGGAUUGUUACAACCUGGUCAUGGAUAUUUGAAUCUGUAAAGCAGUAUGAUUGAGUUAUUUUUGAUUAUUGCUGGUAAUAAAUAUUCAUUACACAUUUUCUGACA
Molecule: messenger RNA, 1497 nt
Organism: Myripristis murdjan (pinecone soldierfish)
Lineage: Eukaryota; Metazoa; Chordata; Actinopteri; Holocentriformes; Holocentridae
Gene: ggcta
Product: gamma-glutamylcyclotransferase a
Exons: 4
Coding region: 337-870 (177 amino acids)
Molecular function (GO): gamma-glutamylcyclotransferase activity
Source: RefSeq, a predicted model, not a curated record